GCUACACAUGCGCAGGCGGGGGCGGGCUUUCUUCCUUCUCGCCGAUCGCCGCCAAGAUGGUGUUCCGGCGCUUCGUGGAGGUCGGUCGCGUGGCCUACGUCUCCUUCGGGCCGCACGCCGGCAAGCUGGUGGCCAUCGUGGACGUGAUCGACCAGAACAGGGCCUUGGUAGAUGGACCCUGUACUAAAGUAAGAAGGCAGGCCAUGCCUUUCAAGUGCAUGCAGCUCACCGACUUCGUUAUCAAGUUCCCACACAGUGCCCAUCAGAGGUACGUCCGAAAAGCUUGGGAGAAAGCAGAUAUCAAUAAGAAGUGGGCUGCCACAAGAUGGGCCAAGAAAAUUGAUGCCAGAGAAAGGAAAGCCAAGAUGACGGAUUUUGAUCGCUAUAAGGUCAUGAAGGCCAAGAAAAUGAGGAACCGAAUAAUCAAGCUUGAAGUUAGGAAGCUGCAGAAGGCUGCUCUCAUGAAGACUUCUCCCAAAAAGGUAGCUGCUGCUAAGGGUGCGGCCGCAGCAAAGGCUCCAGCUAAAACGGCAACGGCUGCAGGCAAGAAGGCUCCUCCUGCCCAGAAGGCUCCCGCCCAAAAGGCUGCUGCCCAGAAGGCUCCUACCCAGAAGGCUCCUGCCCAGAAAGCCUCGGGCCAGAAAGCUGCACCUCCAAAAGCUCAGAAGGGUCAGAAAGCACCUGCUGCAAAGGCAUCUGGCAAGAAAGCUUAAGAUCAGAUGCGCUUACUAGAGUAAUAAAGUUUUCUUUUUGACAA
This is a messenger RNA of Erinaceus europaeus (western European hedgehog), 757 nucleotides long. RefSeq names its product ribosomal protein L14 (gene RPL14). The record is from RefSeq and is a predicted model, not a curated record. Gene Ontology annotation, cellular component: ribosome; cytosolic large ribosomal subunit. Lineage: Eukaryota; Metazoa; Chordata; Mammalia; Eulipotyphla; Erinaceidae. Gene Ontology annotation, biological process: translation; ribosomal large subunit biogenesis. Gene Ontology annotation, molecular function: RNA binding; structural constituent of ribosome. The transcript is spliced from 6 exons. Bases 57 to 713 code for a protein of 218 amino acids.